AGCUACCUUAAAGAUGGCGGAUACUUACAUGACGGAGCCCGAGGAGACGGAGAUUGAAGUCAUCACGGCCGACGAGACCACGCAGGAGUUCGACAUUGGAGAGGCGCCGCAAGAUGACGACGACGACGCCAUGGAGGACGACGACAAUGAGGGAAAGAUUUCUGCAGAAGAUGCCGACGUUCGCGAUGAUGCUGAGAUGGUCUUCAACAAGCAUUCGGGCUCAGUGUACUCGAUCAAGGUGAACCCGGUGGAUCCACGCAUUGUCAUCACAGGCGGAGGCGAUGACGUUGGUGUUAUUUGGAACCGUGAGGACGGUAAUGUGCUGUACACGCUGUCCGGCCACCAAGACUCGGUGGUAGGCGUCGACUUCAGCUUCGACGGCAAGUACGCGGCCACUGGCGGCUACGACGGCGUGGUCAAAGUUUGGGAAGUUGCCACGGGAAACUUGGUACAAAGCUUGGAGGGUCCUUCGCAGGAGGUUGAGUGGGUUUGCUGGCACAAGAAGGGCAACGUGGUGUUGGCUGGAUCAGGCGACGGUACCGUCUGGAUGUGGCUCGCGACGACUGGAGAGUGCAUGCAUGUGUUUGCUGGACACGAGGAUGGUGUUACGUGUGGAUCGUUUACAGGAUCCGGAAAGAUGAUUGUGACCGGUAGCACGGAUGGAACUGUUCGCGUGUGGAACCCGAAGACUGGCGAAUGCAACCACGUAUUCCGCGGACACGGCUUCCAUGAAGGCUCAGUGACAUUCGUCACCAGUCACCCAAGCCAACCGCUGGCGCUCUCUGGCUCGCAAGAUGGCACCGCUCGUCUCAUUCAAGUGCAGACGAAGCGUGUGCUCGCUACCCUUUCGCACGAUGGUGUAGACCCAAGUGUCGCUGGAACUGUCAAUGAUACCACGACUUCAACGGAGAAUUCGGUGGAGUGCGGAGGGUUCUGUAACACAAUGAACUGGGCCGCAACGGGCUGUCUUGGUGGAUACCUGCGCAUCUGGGACUUGACGACGAACCAGUGCCGCCAUGUUUGCCGUCACCCCGCUGGCGUUAUCAAGCUUCUGUGGCACCCGACGCAGCCAAUCGUGUAUUCGUGCACGGUGGAAGGUCUGCUUUACGUUUGGGAUGCCCGGACAGGACAACUCCAAAAGACGCUGGCUGGCCACACGGAUAUGGUGCUCGACAUGGCUUUCAUCCCUGCCUUCGAAGGCAGCCCGAUCGCAGGACUUCUUACGGCCAGUGACGACGAGUCUGUGCGGCUCUUUCAGGUGGAUAACUAG
Messenger RNA from Phytophthora infestans T30-4, 1270 nucleotides. Its product is annotated as angio-associated migratory cell protein. The record is from RefSeq and is a predicted model, not a curated record. Bases 14 to 1270 code for a protein of 418 amino acids. Lineage: Eukaryota; Oomycota; Peronosporomycetes; Peronosporales; Peronosporaceae. The transcript has 8 exons. Gene Ontology annotation, molecular function: protein binding.